Messenger RNA from Sinocyclocheilus anshuiensis, 2051 nucleotides. Its product is annotated as target of Myb protein 1. The record is from RefSeq and is a predicted model, not a curated record. NCBI's taxonomy places the organism in Eukaryota, Metazoa, Chordata, Actinopteri, Cypriniformes, Cyprinidae. Bases 82 to 1746 code for a protein of 554 amino acids. Gene Ontology annotation, cellular component: endosome; membrane. Gene Ontology annotation, molecular function: phosphatidylinositol binding; clathrin binding; ubiquitin binding. The transcript is spliced from 16 exons. Gene Ontology annotation, biological process: signal transduction.
CACGCGAUAUUUGGCUUUCGGUCUGAGUCCGUGAGCGCGAGUUGAGUUCAGGGUUCAGUCUGCUGGCUCUCUGCCUCUCAGAUGGAGUUUCUCAUCGGCAGCCCGUUUUCGUCUCCUGUCGGACAGCGGAUCCAGAAAGCCACCAGUGCUGCUCUUCAGACGGAGGACUGGAGCCUGAACCUGGAGAUCUGUGACAUCAUCAACGAGACGGAUGACGGACCCAAAGAUGCAGUGAAAGCUUUAAAGAAGAGUAUUGUGGGUAAUAAGAACUUCAGGGAGGUGAUGCUGGCUCUGACCGUUCUUGAGAUGUGCGUGAAGAACUGUGGCCAUCGUUUCCAUGUGUACAUCUGUUCUCUGGAGUUUGUGGAGGGCGUUCUGGUCAGAGCGAUUCUGCCCAAAAACAACCCUCCCAUGAUCCUUCAUGACAGAGUCCUGAGUCUCAUCCAGGCGUGGGCCGAUGCCUUCCGGAACAAUCCGUCUCUGUCUGGAGUGGUGAACGUCUAUGAGGAUCUGCGGCAGAGAGGCCUGGAGUUCCCCAUGACGGAUCUGGACUCUCUCUCGCCCAUCCACACGCCUAACAGGGUAAAGCUCACAGAAUACACAGUGUUAGUUAGUGAUGGUGAUCCACUGGUUGAGCACUCACAUGAGCCAGAACAUAAACUCUGCUCAAAGGUGUUGGAUGGGAUUGAGGUCAGGGCUCUGUGUUCUUCCACACCAAACUCAUCCAACCAUGUCUUUAUGAAAUGCAUCCCGUCUGACCAGAAGCAGGGUAAUGAAAAGGCAAGGUCAGGGGUUAAAGGUCAGAGGUCAAGGGUGUGUGGUUUGAGGUUUGAGGUGGUCUGUGUUUGUGUGUGUGUGUGUGUUCUGACUGCUUUCCUCCAGAAGCGGAAGCUGAGAUCUGAACUGGAUCUGGUCAAAGGAAAUCUGAACAUCAUGACGGAGAUGCUGAAUCACGUCAAACCUGGAGAAAUAUCAGCAUCAGACGCAGAACUGCUGCAGCAGCUGUAUUCGGUGUGUAAGCAGAUGCAGCAGAGGGUCGUGGAGUUGAUUCCCAAUCUAUCGGAGGACGAGAUGAUCGGGGAACUUCUGCUGGUCAAUGAUGAUCUCAACAAUGCGUUCAUCCGCUAUGAGAGGUUUGACAGGUUGAACAUGCAGAGAUCAAACGCAGAAGAACAGCAGGAGUCGCAGACUGGGACAGAAAACCUUAUUGACCUCAGGCCUGAGUCUCCAUCACCCAAUCAGAACACACUCCCAGCUGUCAAUCAACAGGAGCCCCGCCCUGCAUCCCACCGCACAAGCAGCUCAGCGCUUGAAGAUGAAGAGUUUGACAUGUUUGCUCAGACGAGGAGCAGCUCUCUGGCCGAACAGAGGAAGAGUGUGCGGUACGAGGAUCCCGGCGCUGUGGAGGGUCUGGCUGAAGCUCUGGACACGCGUCUGCAGGUCACGGCAGGGGGCUCUGAGAGCGACUGGGUCCGUCAGUCUCAGUGGAUUUACAGCGAGGCUCUGGCUCCAGCUCCACACAGCUCAGCCAUGGAUGAAAUAGAGAGGUGGUUGUCUGCUGAGAUGCCUGAUGUUGAUGACAGUGAGGGUGUGACCAGUGAAGAGUUUGAUCAGUUUUUAGCAGGAAGAGCUCAAGCUGCGGAUCAUCUUCCCUCGAUGAAGAGCAGCUCGUCUGGCGGCGUCAGUCCCUCGAGCCCUCGACAGGCAGCACAGGAGCAGAACCACGAGCAGAUCUUCAAGCUCUGAGAUCCGCAUCACAUGCUCACGCUCAUCGAGUCCAAACAGUGAGGAAGACUCCCACAGUAAUGCCUCAUCUUCAUCUUUAGCUUUCUUUCUAACACUGAAUUUGGCCCUGGAUGUGUGUGAAACUUUGACCACUCAUAAAAAACAACCUGUAUGCUGUUUGUUGCCUGUGUAAGUUAAUUUGUAUUAAUGUGUGUUUUCACGGAGUAUAAAAAGCAUUAAUUUAUGUUGUAAAUUAACCACAAAGAUAAGGACUCUUAUACCUCUGACUGAAUGUCGACAUCAUAUUAAAUACACUAUAAUGUUCA